Messenger RNA from Salvelinus sp. IW2-2015, 2353 nucleotides. RefSeq names its product charged multivesicular body protein 6b (gene chmp6b). Gene Ontology annotation, biological process: vesicle budding from membrane; late endosome to vacuole transport via multivesicular body sorting pathway. Gene Ontology annotation, cellular component: ESCRT III complex; multivesicular body. NCBI's taxonomy places the organism in Eukaryota, Metazoa, Chordata, Actinopteri, Salmoniformes, Salmonidae. The record is from RefSeq and is a predicted model, not a curated record.
AUUGUCCAUACCUGAAUGCCGUACUUCCUGACUUUAGGGGUGUGGUUUUUAGAAUUAGCUUCGCUGAAAUAAGCUAGAAAAGUAAUAAGAUAUCUAGGCAGUCGACCGAUCUACAAACUAAUUGUAGGCUUACGCAAUGUUCUUCUGAUAAAUAGACUUGUUUACAAGUCGACUCUUUAGUUGCACAGAGUGGCGGGGAUGCGGAAUCAAAAUGGGAAACGUUUUCGGCAGAAAGAGACGCACGCGAGUCACAGAGCAGGACAGAGCCGUUUUGCAACUGAAACAGCAGAGAGAUAAGUUGAAGCAGUACCAAAAGAGAAUCACUCUGCAGCUGGAAAAAGAGAGGAAUCUGGCCAAGCAGCUGCUGAAAGAUGGCAAGAAAGAGAAGGCCCUCCUCUUGCUCAAAAAGAAGAGAUACCAGGACCAGCUCCUAGACAAGACGGAAAACCAGAUUAGCAACCUGGAGCGCAUGUGUCAAGACAUUGAGUUUGCCCAGAUUGAGAUGAAAGUCAUUGAAGGCCUUAAAGUUGGAAACGAUUGCCUGAAGUCAUUGCAUGAGGUGAUGUCCAUCGAGGAUGUGGAGAGAAUUAUGGAUGAGACCCAAGAAGCCAUUGAAUACCAGAGGGAAAUAGAUGAGAUGCUGGCAGGUUCCCUGACACAGGAGGAUGAAGAUGCUAUACUGGCUGAACUGGAGGCCAUCACUCAGGGAGACCUUGACCUACCAGAGGUACCUGAUGAGUCCCUGCCUGAAGUCCCAGAGGCAGCUGAGGAAGAACCAGAGCCGGGUCAAGAGAGACCGAGGAAGAAGCAAGAACGGGAGAUGUUGGCUGUCUAGAAACAUGUUUGUUUGCCAGGGGACUUGGUACGCCGGCCACUAUAUCCCCCUAGUAGGGGUCUCAUGCCCCAGCCACCAGAAACACACAGCCACAGAAAGAUUAUCUUCACUCACUGGAAGCAGAAGCAUCUCUUCCGGUCCCUCACCGUCAAGACUGAUGCUCCUGGUGCCCUGAUAAUCCUUGGCCUUGUGAGUCCCACUAUGGCUCUAUAGGGUUGUUGAGUCCAGAGGAGCCCUAUCACUCCAACCAUGGACAUGGACCUUAUUUUUCAGAUCAUUGCUUGCAGGUUCUUUCCUAUUCUUUUUUAUGUUUAGGGCCUAUUUUGAUUGUGCCUAUUGCUUAAGUCCCUUGACAGGUGUGUUUUUUAUCUUCUGUGAACAAAAUUGUGAUUAACGGACAAAUGAAUGCAUGUCACUUUAUUUAUUUCCCUUCAACCUUUUGUGACUUAGGCUUAUUAUCUGACCACAGAACAUAUUAUCUUUGGGAGGAAUAGCCUACAUUCAUCUUUCAAAGUCAUAACUAUUGGGACUAUUUUCAGAAACCUGACCUGUUUAGAUGCGAAAUCUUAGUUAAAAAUGCCUUGAUUCCUGCCAAACUGUCAGGAAUGCAUUUGACUUUGGCUUUGAUUUCAACUUGUUGAUUUGGGGACAGAAUCCUUAUAACAGCACUGACCUAUUUGCUAAAGCAGCCAUUUCAUGUUUAUUAUCGUUCUUCCUCGCUGUCAAACUGUUUAACUAAUCUAAAGCUACAGUUCCUUUUGGCUUGGGAAUGAGUUUAGUGUCAUUGGUGAAAGGAAGGGCUAAUCGUAUAUUGUCAGUGGGCUUACUUACCUCUGUACCCCACAGACAACACCAGACAACACUGGUGUUAUUAUUGGAUGCCUAGAUUUGACUAUGAUUUCAGUCAAAGACAUCCUCGCAGAGCCUGACAUCCUAGCUAUCUAUCCAGUGAGUAUUAUGAUAUUAGGUCUGUCUUACAAUGAAGUGUGAUAUUGGGUUGCUAACUGCCUGGGUCUGUAAUAUUUUACUGGCAUAUCAUAUAAUGAUUAUCUUAGAGCUAAUUAUUUCUUUAUCUGAAAUGGAGGGCCUACAUAUAAAAGAUAAGCAUUACCAACAUAUUUGAUGUAAUAUGUAUGUGGACUAUCAGACCAGAUAUGUAUUGUAUAAAAUAUAUUACUGUUCUCUAAUCUGUAGUGUCUCUCUGAGACACUCUUGAUAAUAACUGGAGACCAUUUGGCAGUUAUAUCAUAUUGACAAACCUGUGGCGUGUCUAUACGAAAUCUCUUAUUCUGUAACAAUACAAGCAUUUUUAAAGGUAGUGUUUGGCCAGUCUGGUUUUACUCGGUAUGUUAUAUAAACAACCACUAGAGGGCAGCAAAUAGCAGUAUUUUUCUUGUUCAUAAGCGGUACCUUGGUUAGUGAAUGUAUUGUGUGGAAUGGGGUGCUGUCUCAUGUUUUUAUUAUGUGUGCUGUGCAUGUAUAUGGGACAGUAACUAAACUCAGCAAAAAAGAAAUGUC